Molecule: messenger RNA, 538 nt
Organism: Perca fluviatilis (European perch)
Lineage: Eukaryota; Metazoa; Chordata; Actinopteri; Perciformes; Percidae
Product: keratin, type I cytoskeletal 50 kDa-like
Exons: 3
Coding region: 19-522 (167 amino acids)
Source: RefSeq, a predicted model, not a curated record
ACCAACCGACCCUCAGCCAUGAACUCCUUCCCCAGCUACAGCAGCUACAAGUCCGCUCCCGCCCGCAGGGUAAGCAGCAUUGGGGUCGGCAGCGUGUAUGGAGGAGCCGGAGGGACUGGAAAUCUUGUCUCAAAGGACUCCUACUCCUCCUCUGCCGGCGGUGCCUUCAACUUGGCCAACGCCGUCAAUGUGAAUGUCAGCGAGAAGGCCACCAUGCCGAACCUCAACAACCGCCUGGCCACCUACCUGGAUAAGGCCCACGACUUGACGGACCUGCAGGAUCAUAUUAACUUUCCUGCCUGUGGAAACGCCGGCCUCGUCCUCGCCAUCAAUGACGCCCGGAUGGCCGGCAACAACUUUAAAGUCAACACCACCAAGACCAGCACCAUGACCAGCACCAUGACCAGCAUCAUGACCUCCAAGGUGGUGAUCACGGAGGAAGUGGACGAACACAGUAAAAUUAUCAGCAGCAGUUACAUGACAAGGAAACCAGAACCAGCUGUUGUAACAUUUCUUCAAUAAAGAUGAAGUCUAUUGA